This is a messenger RNA of Caretta caretta (loggerhead turtle), 3090 nucleotides long. RefSeq names its product ATPase Na+/K+ transporting subunit beta 2 (gene ATP1B2). NCBI's taxonomy places the organism in Eukaryota, Metazoa, Chordata, Testudines, Cheloniidae. Gene Ontology annotation, biological process: intracellular potassium ion homeostasis; sodium ion export across plasma membrane; intracellular sodium ion homeostasis. Gene Ontology annotation, cellular component: sodium:potassium-exchanging ATPase complex. Gene Ontology annotation, molecular function: ATPase activator activity. The record is from RefSeq and is a predicted model, not a curated record.
CCCACACGCUGCCUUGCUCUGCUCACCAUCAGCUGCGGAGCCGGCGCUGGGGAAGCAUCUCCCGGGUGUAGCUACGUAUCCAGCGCCCCCCCCGCCAGCCCCCCCAGCUCCUUCCUCCGCCGGGGGAAUCUAGGGUUCCUUGCUCCAGCCCCCCCAGUUCUGCAGCCCCCCCCCACACCAUGGCUAUCGAGAAGGAGAAGAAAACCUGCGGGCAAGUCAUGGCGGAGUGGCGAGAAGCCAUCUGGAACCCGCGCACCCGCCAAUUUAUGGGGCGCACGGGCAGCAGUUGGGCCAUGAUCCUGUUCUUCUACCUGGUCUUCUACGGCUUUCUCACGGCGCUUUUCACGCUCACCAUGUGGGUCAUGCUGCAGACGGUGGACCCCUAUAUCCCCAAGUACCAGGACCGCCUCUCCGUGCCCGGGAUGAUGAUCCGCCCCAAAACAGAUGCCCUGGACGUGACUUUUAACGUCAGCAACACUGAGACCUGGGACCAUCACGUCAAGAUGCUGAAUGACUUCCUGGAUCCCUACAACGACUCCAUCCAGGUGGCCACCAACGACGCUUGCCGCCCGGGCCGCUACAACGAGCAGCCGGACAAUGGGGUGCUGAAUUACCCCAAGCGGGCCUGCCAGUUUAACCGCACGGUGCUGGGCGCCUGCUCCGGGCUCAACGAUUCCACCCACUACGGCUACGCCGACGGCCGGCCCUGCAUCCUCAUCAAGAUGAACCGGGUCAUCAACUUCUUCGCAGGGGCCAACCAGACCAUGAAUGUCACCUGUGCUGCCAAGAAAGAGGAGGACGCACAGAAGCUGGGGGAGAUGGUCAUGUUCCCCCCCAAUGGUCACAUCGACCUCAUGUACUUCCCCUACUAUGGCAAGAAAGUCCAUGUGAACUACACCCAGCCCAUCGUGGCCGUCAAGUUCCUGAGCCUGGAGGCCAACACGGACCACAACGUGGAGUGUAAAAUCAACGCCGUGAACAUCGCCACCACCGACGAGCGGGACAAGUUCGCCGGCCGCGUGGCCUUCAAGAUCCGGGUCAACAGGGACUAAGCCCUGCCUCCCCUCCCUUCCCCCCCCAACUUUCCCGGGGCUCCACCCCCAAAUGGGCAGGGCUUAAUGGAGGAGGAGGGGCCAGUUUCGUAAGGGGAGGAGCCCCUGGUACAUCCUGGGCGGGGCUUGAUGGAGGAGGGACCCCCUGGGAUUUGAUUUGAUUUUGGGGUGGGGGGGGUUGCUCUUGAAAUCGUCCUGCCGAAAAUCCUAGGAUGACUAACCUGGCUCUUAGGCUGUUUUAGUGACCUUCCCCGUGGCGCACCCCCCCACCCCAGUUAUGCCCCCCACCCCAAAAUGUGCUGAUUACACUGAAAGGUCUGGUACCACCCUACACCCCCGCACCCCCAAAAUCCUUUGGAAUGCUACGUCGCUUUGAUCUCUUCUAAUGCCCUUUUUCCCCCCCCAUUUUUGGGGGGGCAGCUCAGAGCCUGUGACACCCCCCCCUUUCCCCUGCCCUUUGAAAUCCCAUUGAGAUGUUUCCUAAUAUAAUAAUAAAUGUAUAUAGAUAUUUUUUAUAUAUAUAUAUUAAAAAUUAAGGUACGGCCGAGACCUCUAUUCUCCCCCCCCUCGGGUACCCCCCCAGCCCGCACACUUCUGCCCACUCCCCGUUUUCCAGCCCCCCCACCCGCACCCCUACAGGAGACAUUGAGAUUUGGUGCGUUGUCUUGAGCCGGCGGCCAUUUUGUUUUCCUGACCGAGUAGGUGCCGGGGCUUGAGUUGAGGAAGGUAGGCCGGGAAUGGGAACGACCCCAGUACCGUGGCCACCCGUACGGCGGCCAUUGUCCUGGUAGGUUAGAAAACAAAAUGGCUGAACAGCGGCGGCCCUAUCGUGGGAUAGCAGCCGUUGUCCGUGUCUCUUGGGAAUCAAAAUGGCCGCCAUUCCGUAGCCAACGACGUGGCUGCCGUUGUUCGUGUAGACCGGGAAUCAAAAUGGCCGCCAUUCCAUAAGCCACCAUUGUCUGUAUAGACCGGGAAUCAAAAUGGCCACCAUUCUGUAGCCAACGACAUGGCUGCCGUUGUCCAUGUGGGAAUCAAAAUGGCUGGACGAUAGCUGAGGAAUGCUAUUUUGACCCCCUGCCCUGGAAAAGAGACAUGGCGGCCAUUGUCUGGGUAGGCCUGGAAUCAAAAUGGCUGCCGUUGGCUGUGGAAAAGUGGCCAUUUUGUUUCUUAGCCUCUGCGGCAAAAAGUCUGGCCAACUUGACUGGGGCACGUGGGCCAGGAAAGAAAAAUGGCUGCCAUUUUCGGCCUAUGUUUGGCUCUGUCUGUGAAGAAACAAAAUGGCCGCUGUAGUCAAAGGCUUGCCCUAGCCUCUGAGGAAUGGGCAGGCACCAUUUUGAAUCUUGGUAUUCAUGGCCAAAACCUUGGGUGUGGAAUGGUGGCCAUCUUGGAUUCCUGGCCUCCAUGGCUAAUGGCUGCCAUGUUGGGCUAUGCAAUGGCAGCCAUCUUGGAUUCCUGGCCUACAGAGCUGAGGCCACCAUAUUGGGCUGUAACCUUUCAGCACCUUCUGAGUCGUACCCCGGCUCCCUACCCCUGUGACCCCUUUCCUCAUCUUAGGGUCUGUCUUCCUCUUUUAAUGUACAGUUAUUUUUAAUCUGUCUUUUCGCUUCACGCGGCAUAUGCACUGAGACAAGACUUGCCCCCCCACCCCCGCCUCCAGCAUCCUGGGAAAUCCCUUGCAUCCCCUUAACUCUGCCCUUGAAUCAGCUGAUGCCAACUUUGCCUGUAGUAGAUUCCUGCCUGGUCUCUCGUCUUCUCUGCUGCUGUCUGUAAACCACGAGAGAAACCAUUCCCUUUCAUUUGGAACUGGAAGUAAUUUUUAAAAAAAUAAUUAAAUCCCUCUUUUCUCCCAGCCCAUUUUCCUGGUGCUGCAUCCUUGAGAUCACUGUAUGAAUGAAAUAACUUAACUCCCUUUUUGCUUUUUAACCUCUUUUUUUUAUUAUGCUGGCUCGUUUUUAUUUGCAGAAUUAUUUAAUUGCCUGUAUCGGAUCUACUGUAAAAGAUGAGGAGAAAUAAAAAAACAAACCACCCUUAAAAACUA